Molecule: messenger RNA, 174 nt
Organism: Monoraphidium neglectum
Lineage: Eukaryota; Viridiplantae; Chlorophyta; Chlorophyceae; Sphaeropleales; Selenastraceae
Exons: 3
Coding region: 1-174 (57 amino acids)
Source: RefSeq, a predicted model, not a curated record
AUGCGUCCCGAGCCGCCAGACGGCGCCCUGGCCCGCCGCCGCGCACCGCCGCGGCCGCCCCAGCUGGCCCCCAAGACGGAGGCGUCCCUCUACUCAAAGGCGCUGAUGUCAGCGCUGGAGGACCUCAGGGCGCAGCUUCCGCCCGGCUACCUGCUCAGCAAGGCCCAGGACUGA